Liolophura sinensis is the source of this 2427-nucleotide messenger RNA. Its product is annotated as serine/threonine-protein kinase Nek9-like. Bases 1 to 2427 code for a protein of 808 amino acids. Lineage: Eukaryota; Metazoa; Mollusca; Polyplacophora; Chitonida; Chitonidae. Gene Ontology annotation, biological process: protein phosphorylation. Gene Ontology annotation, molecular function: protein kinase activity; ATP binding. The record is from RefSeq and is a predicted model, not a curated record. The transcript is spliced from 22 exons.
AUGGCGUCGGACGAUGGGGACGGUGGCCCGUCCUCUCCAGUUUUACCGCCGAUCGAAUGUCAGCAGGAAACAUUCUAUACUUACGUGCGAAUCCUGGGAAGAGGGGCAUUUGGAGAAGCGGUGUUGUACAGGAAGAGCGAGGAUAACAGCUUGGUUGUAUGGAAAGAGGUCUAUCUCAAUAGUUUGAAUGAGAAGGGGAAGAGAGAUGCUCAAAAUGAGAUUGACAUAUUGUCAUUAAUGAACCAUGCCAAUAUCAUCACCUACUACAAUCACUUUUUGGUAGAAGACAGUCUUCUCAUUGAAAUGGAGUACGCUAACGGUGGGAAUCUUCAUGAGAAGAUUGUGAAACAAGAGGAGUUGUUCUCAGAGGAGGUUGUUCGUUGGUACAUGUUCCAGCUGACGUCAGCAGUAUCAUACAUACAUGGCUAUGGUAUACUCCAUAGAGAUCUGAAGACAUUGAAUGUCUUCUUGACGAAACUGGGUCUAGUAAAACUGGGAGACUUUGGCAUUUCAAAAGUUCUGGAUACCAAGUCUCAGUUGGUGGACUCGUUUGUUGGAACCCCAUAUUACAUGUCACCCGAGAUAGUUCAGGGGGUCAAGUAUAACUUCAAGAGUGACAUUUGGGCUUUAGGCUGUGUUUUGUUUGAGCUGUUAACACUACAAAAGACAUUCUAUGCCACAAAUCCCUUGAAAUUGGCCAAUGAGAUAGUGUGUGGAGAAUUUGGUGAGAUUGAUCCCACAUAUUCCUAUGACGUUAAACAACUUGUGAAGUGCCUGCUUCAAAAGGAUCCUGAUGAUAGACCUUCAGCUGAAGAAAUACUGAACAGAGCUGAGUUUGCCAGUGACAGGGACAGAGUGGAAAACAAAGUCUGGGAGUUGAAUGCUGUUGCCCGCCGUGUGCGCAUGUCUGCCAAUGCAUUAACGGACACUGUUCCCGUGGUGACCUCAAAGACAAGUGAAGUGUACCAGUGGGGAGGGGGCAAACAGACACCGCAGAAGCUGGAUCUGUUCAAGGGAGGGAAAAGUGCCAUGCAGGUUGUGGCUGGUCAUUCCCAUUUUGUCGCCAUCACCAUAGAGAAGGAAAUUUACACUUGGGCUAAUGUUCAGGGAGACACCAAGAUAGAAGGUCAGCUGGGUCAUGGUGACACAGCAGCGUACAGAAUACCCCGCAAGGUGGAUGCCCUAGAGGGAGUCCCCAUCAAACAGGCAGCCUGUGGGGAGGACUUCACACUCUGUGUGACAGAUGAUGGAGAAGUUUAUGCUUUUGGCUCAGACUACUACGGCUGUUUAGGCUGUGACAAUGAAGAAGGGGAUGAAGUGCUGACACCUAUACCUGUUAACUUUUUCUCCAGUCAUCCUGUGGCAGAGAUUGCUUGUGGAGAUGCUCAUGUGAUAGCCCUGACUAAAGCUGGGGAAGUGUACAGCUGGGGCUGUGGGGAAUUUGGCAGACUGGGGCUGGGCUCUGAAGAUGAUUUCUCUACUCCACAAAAGGUUGAGACGAGGGCCCGUCAUACGAUUUGCCACGUUUAUGCCGGAAUGGACGGAAGCUUUCUCUUGACACAAAGUGGGCGUGUCUUGGCUUCAGGUAGCAAUGAAAACAACAAACUUGGGUUCAACUCUUCAGCUGCAGGGCUCAGGAAGACAAAGAAGAAGAUAUCAUACGACAUUCCAUGUAAGAAGGUGUUCACACCGGUCAAACCACUGUGCAGACGGCAUAUUGUUGAUGUGGUGCCUGGACAUACACAUUCUGCUGUCAUUGAUAUGUAUGGGCACCUGUAUAUGUUUGGCUCAAAUGAGUUUGGUCAGCUUGGUCAGGGAGAUUACAAGACUCGCACAGGGCUGAGUCGGGUGGGUGGAGCUCUCACUGGCAAGAAAGUAGAAAAAGUGGCCUGCGGAGAUGGAUUCAGUGUGGCGGCAACUAGUGACAACGAGCUUUACUCCUGGGGUAAUGGUGACUUUGGGCGCCUGGGUUUCAUGUCAGGGGAGCAAGGGAAGGGCCCUAAUGGGCGCUGUACAGCCCUACCUAAGGUGAUAUUUGGGGCACAUUACUUGGUGGCUCACCUGUCCUGUAAACAUUGGCACACUAUCAUUAUCGCAGAAAAAGUCAUCCAGCAAAAGACCUUGAAAAAAAGAGUUUCUUCCCCAAAGUCUGCUAGCAGUCCGAAAAACUUGCCAGACCUGGAUGAGGGAGUGGAUGGAAGUCAGCCUGGCAGUGGGGACUCCACUGAGUUUGUGCUAAAAUCACCAGCUGUGGACAGCCCUCUAGAGUUACCUUCUCCUGGGGAAUCCCCUGUUAGCCCUGGCUCCAAGCACCUGUCUGUCAAUCAGGGCAGCACUGUUCCUGAUUGGCUGAGAGCUGAAUUGGACUGCGCAGAGUUCAUUCCCCUGCCUGGUAAAACUGAAAUCUGGCCAAACUGCAGGCAGUGA